ACUGACCUCACCAACAACCAUGCUCGACAGUCGUACUGGUUGAACGUAGGCGGUAGCUCUCGACAAGCGAGCAAUGAUCAGUUCUGCAUUUUACUCGUCAUACACAUGUGGUCUACAACUAUUCUCUCGGCCACCAUCCUUGCGGUGUUGGCACUCAUGCCAUCUUCAGUGACCUCUGCUUCGGUAUGCGCCAUCGUCGAAGCCGGCGUCGACUACUACGGCAACGACCUCGUCGCCACGUUCCACGACAACCACGCCGACUGCUGUAGCGACUGCCAAAACACCGAUCGGUGUGUCGUGUACACGUGGCGCGAUGGGGUGUGCUACCUAAAGCACACGAAAGGGACGCCCGAGUACGUCCCUGGUGUGACGUCGGCGGCGCUACCAGCGCAACCAGGCGGAAGUCGCACGUGCGGUAAAGUCGAAAGGGAUGUCGACUACCCCGGCAACGACAUCGUUCGCACUAACACGGCCAACGCUGCCGACUGCUGCACCCAGUGUGCGGCCAACAAUGCGUGUGUCGUGUCGGUAUGGUACAACGGCGCAUGCUACCUCAAAGACAACGACAGGAACAAGAUCAAGGUCGCCGGCGCUCGGGCGUACCACGUUCAGAAAGACGGCAACACUCCGAAACCCACGACUCCGCCAUCCUCGUCGACCGUCAAGCCCCAACCGACGCCGCCCCCGUCCGGCAAGGGCGACUUGGCAGCGCAAGUGACGUACCAAUUGAGCAUAAUUCGCCAAGCCCAUGGGUUGAAUGCCGUCGAGUACGACGCCGACAUGGCGACAGGCAUGCAGGCAUGGGCGGACGACUGCUCCCAGCACCCGAACGGGGGUCAUGGAGGUCCAUAUGGCGUUCAGAACCUCGCGCCGGCGUUGAUCUGCGGCGACAACUGCAUGACACAGGAUGGCCCGUCGUGGUGGUGGUACGACGAGAUCAAGGACUGGGACUUUAACACCAACAAGUGCAAUGUCGGCAACGAAGCCUGUGGCCACUUUGAGAACUCCAUGGGCACGUGGGUGACCCACGUCGGGUGUGGCUGGUCUAGUUGCUUCAACCCCAGCAUUGGCAAAAUCGACCCGUUGUUGUGGUGUAACUACCGCGGCAACGGCGACGACCACCCGAUUCCGCCCCCCCUCGUGCCCCAAGAUCAAAUCAAGGCCUCCCUCACGGCUGCGUUCAAGCGUCGUUAAAGGCGACUACAGUGUAUUCAUGCUUGUGGCUACAUUUACCGACUAGUAAAACUAACAGAUUCCAUAAUGACCUCGUUCAUUGUGCAUGGCAA
Molecule: messenger RNA, 1286 nt
Organism: Aphanomyces astaci
Lineage: Eukaryota; Oomycota; Saprolegniomycetes; Saprolegniales; Verrucalvaceae
Exons: 1
Coding region: 106-1194 (362 amino acids)
Biological process (GO): proteolysis
Cellular component (GO): extracellular region
Molecular function (GO): protein binding
Source: RefSeq, a predicted model, not a curated record